Aethina tumida (small hive beetle) is the source of this 1137-nucleotide messenger RNA. RefSeq lists its product as uncharacterized. NCBI's taxonomy places the organism in Eukaryota, Metazoa, Arthropoda, Insecta, Coleoptera, Nitidulidae. The transcript is spliced from 7 exons. Bases 144 to 935 code for a protein of 263 amino acids. The record is from RefSeq and is a predicted model, not a curated record.
GUUCGGUAAUGUAGGACACGUUUUGUGUUGAUUGUAAAUUUAUUUUAAAAACAAUUUAUUUGACUGAAUUUGGGUAUACUCUAAUUUGGUUUUCCUACAUUUCCUUUCUUUUAUAAACUAAGACAUUUAUAUUUGUUGAACAAAUGUCUACAGUUUGCUAUUUAUGUUUUUCUAAGAGAAAACAUAAAGUAACACUUCACUGCUUUCCUCGCAAGACCGAGUUACGGCAGCAAUGGAUGGAAGUGUGUGGAUUGAAUCAAGAUGAGGAUGUAUCACAUAUAAGACUUUGCUCAAAACAUUUCAAAUCUAGUGAUUACGUUGAUAUAAAUGCAAAAUCACUUGGAGGACGAUUGUCUUUAAAGGAUGGCUCAAUUCCGUCAGUAAAAGUUCCUUACCCAAAGCCAAACAUACAAUCAAGUUCAGUAACCAAAAAUUGUAACUCUAUAACAAAAGCAAAAGAGGUUGAAUUUAUAGGAUUUGCAGAACCAAUAAGUUGUUUAGAAGAACCUUAUAUUAUUGUUGUAUCAGAUGGUCAAGAAAAAAAUGUGGACCAAACGAUUCUUUUAGAAAAUCCUCUACUAAUUACUGCACCCACAACAGAGAAAAGGGAUGUAGAACAAAUUGAGAAUCACAGAAUACCUGUGAAUGAUCCUGAAGUAACCUCACAUGAUAUAAAUGCAAAAGAUCCUAAAAAUAAUAACAUAAUACGCAAACCGCAAAAAAAACACAAUCAAAAUGGAUUUUACAUUUCUGAAUUUCAGUCACAAGUACCUGUACCAAAAAGGGCAAACAGAAUUUUAAAUAUGAUGAGACAAAGAGACGUUGAGAAAACGAAAAAAAUUAAACAACUGCAGACCCAAAAUCGAUACCUGUUAAAACGUGUUGCAAUCUUAGAGAAACGAUUAAAACGUUUUAAUAAUCAAGACCAAGAUUGAUGAUUGUCAUUAUAGGUAAAAUUUUAUAUAAAUGAAUAAAACUGAAAAAUAAUUCUUUAAAUAUGAGGCAUAAUAUUUUAUCAUUCAAAAUAUGACUUUAUUUGAAGAUAUUGUCAGGAUAUUGACAAAUGAGACUGAUACUAUUUUUAACGUUACGUUACUGUGAUAUUUAUUUUCGUGUAAAAUAAUAAACGUUGACUCG